GUUUCCGUCUGCUCAUUUUCCUCUCUUCAACUGCAAUCGUUUGGCAUAAGAAUUACCCGCAGAAGAUGAUGAGCACGAUGGCAAUGUCACGGCCUGUGUUCCCAUCCUUCACUUUGCUGACGGCUGUGAUUGGAGUUUUGGCGGCUUGUACGUUGCUUGAUGUGCGUGCUGCUACCGGUGACGAGGCCUACGACUACGAGUCGUACAAACAAAGGAAGCAAACUUGCCAAACGGCGUUCCCUGCAUUCGGCUUGUCUCUACCCAUCUGCAGACGCUAUUGUGGAUAUCUCAGCUCUUGUGAUCAUGGAGGAUAUUGCAACCCCGGGGGAGAUUGCCUGUGUCCACCCAGAUACCGUGGUACACAGUGCAAGACAGAUCGCUGUUCUUCAGGAACAUGUUACUGUCCCCGCGGUCUGACAGGAAAAGACUGUACGGAACCUGUGGGAUGCACGCAGGCAUGUUUGAAUGGUGGAACCUGCAUCAGUGAGACUGACCAAUGUCUAUGUCGACCAGGAUGGACAGGAGGAAACUGUGGCCAGAGUGCGUGCGCGAAGCAGUGUGCAAACGGGGGCUCCUGCGUGGGCACUAAUAGCUGCCAAUGCCAAGUCGGCUGGGCAGGUGAUCAAUGCCAGACUAGCCUAUGUACGGCAGGGUACUGCCAGAAUGGCGGUUCCUGUAUAGGUACUCACCUGUGUCGCUGUCGCAAAGGAUUUACAGGGUCACGAUGCGAGAACAAAGCCCAGACCAUGUGUACAUCAACAACAACGGGACGUGUCAGCUCUUGGGUUGCACUCAACUCCUCAAUGGCUUUGUCACCGGCAGCACUUGCUUGUGUGGAAAGAGGAUUCGAUCUGAUGAAUUUCGAAGCAUUCACCAUGGAGAUUCGACCCUGUGUGGAAGACUUACUCAUGCUCAUGCUUAAGUCGCAUAGCUUUGGAAGAAGACUGUCACUGUGGACAUCACACAUUCAUCUACACACGCGCGUCGUUUACCAUCACGACGUCCAUCAGCAUAGAAGUGUGAGUCUUGUACCACCAGAGCAUACACUUUCUCCUCACUUGCGCUACGAUGUGUUGUGCUCCGGGUUCUGGCAGAUCAGCACGGGUCAGGGUUUCUCCAUUGCCAGAUUGCACAAGGCUGCCCGCAACGUCACACCAGAGCACGGUGAGACGGCAUGUCACUCAAUUGGCCAUUAUUUCCCUCACAUGAACAUCCUAAAGAAAAUGCAUCAUGACUUUAAAAAGGAAUUAAACAAUAUUCUUGGUCACACCAUCAGUGGAAUGUCCUGGCUUGGAGCACUGUCCUCGACAUCUCCCAGCCGCACGGUGCAGCUGCUGAAACAUAAAACUACUGAACAGUUGGUGCUAGAUGGUUCUUCCUCCGCCACUUCUUCUAACCACUAUUCCCUGCUUUGUUUUAAGCUGUGCCUGAAUGCGGGAAACUUGAAUCCCGAAUCGGGUCACUGUGAUUGCGGUACUGGCUAUACUGGAAAGCAUUGUGAAGUCACACUACCCCCACCAGUAACCAGCUGCAAGAAUGGGGGUACACUGGAUAGUGGGCAAUGCACGUGUAGGGGUAAAUACAGCGGGCCGCAGUGUCAAUAUGUGAAGUGUGACUGCGGGACAGGAUGCAAGUAUCACAGAACUUUUGAGCGUGGUGGCGGAGGCUCUGUAAGUAUAAGCGAAAAAUGCAAAUGUAUUGAUAACUCGGGCCAGUUCAACCAACCGUGCGAUGUGGAUGAGUGUAAUUUGUCAUGUAGCCCCGGACAGGUGUGCAAGGUCAUGGAAAGUUUCCAAGAUCAUGGCGAGAGUACGUCCACGAGAAAAUGGCAAAAGUGUGUGCAACGUUAGUGCAGUGUCCCACUUGCUGUUGUUUACUUAAUGACAGUACUGACAGACCGCUGUGUGAUGUUACUGCUCAUCAGGGAUAUCAGACGUGUAUCUGGACUCUGGAGCAUCUGAAAGUCGAAACUGACUGCUGGCAUGUUGUCCCUAGUGAUGUGAUGACAAAUUCCACCCUUUAAGAAACUCUCAAAUUCCAGCAGCAACAAGUGAAGAUAAUUCCACUACCUUGUGCAGCCCUGGUCAAUUGCUGUCCAGUUUGUUCUGUAUCGGCCUUUUCUUUCCUUCCAUCCCGUUUGCUCUUGUCAUUCCUUUUCCUUUGUCUUUCAUUGCAAGCUGGGCUUGUGAUUCCUUUAAAACUACUUGUAAGUUAGAAGGAAACAGUGCCAGGUUCUGUCAAGAUUCUGUGAAAUUAAAUGAGU
Sycon ciliatum is the source of this 2263-nucleotide messenger RNA. Its product is annotated as sushi, nidogen and EGF-like domain-containing protein 1. The coding region runs from base 66 to 1850 and encodes 594 amino acids. The record is from RefSeq and is a predicted model, not a curated record. The transcript is spliced from 2 exons. Lineage: Eukaryota; Metazoa; Porifera; Calcarea; Leucosolenida; Sycettidae.